CGGCGAGCAUUAUCGUCAUUUAUCGAUAACGAAUGUAUACUGGCUCUUCAUCGUUUUCACGUAAUAUUUCACAAUAGUUUUUGAACGCAUUAUUAUUUCGCUUUUAACUCGAGUCUGAACGUGUUUCGGUUAGAGGUUAAAGUUUAAACGUACUUAUUAGAUAGGUCGCGAUAAAUGCAAUGCUUGUACAUUUUCUAAGAAUAAAAAUGGCUCGUUGUUGACCACACAAAAUAUGAUACAUAUCUUCACGAUGCAGUAGCGACACCAAAACUUAUAAACAUAACUCAUCUAACGUUACUUAGUCAUUGAUGUAGUGUCGGUACUCAAGCAUCAUUACCAAAAUGUUUUGUGUUACGAAAAAUAAAAUACUCUUACCAGUUCAACUCAAGAAACUAGGCGAGCAUACAUAUAAAUGUGAGAGCCGAAGUCUUACUGAUGUGUACCUGCAACCUUUUUGGAAUUGGCUACUAUUAAAAACACCCAUAUGGAUGGCACCAAACUUAAUAACACUUAUYGGAUUGAUCGUAAAUAUUGUCACUACACUGCUGAUUAUACGUUAUAGUCCAGAUGCUAAUUCAGAAAUACCUAGAUGGGCAAGCUUUUUGUGUGGUUUUGGUUUAUUUGUUUAUCAGAGCUUAGACGCCAUUGAUGGGAAGCAAGCUCGAAGAACUGGUUCUUCUUCACCUUUAGGAGAAUUAUUUGAUCAUGGUUGUGAUUCUGUUUCUACUGUGUUUAUAACAUUGUCAGCCUGUGUGUCAGUAAAACUUGGAGAAUACCCAUCAUGGAUGUUUUUUCAAAGUUUUUUUGCUGUUGCCUUAUUUUAUUUUGCUCAUUGGCAGACUUAUGUUUCUGGCACAUUACGUUUUGGUAAAUUUGAUGUCACAGAAACUCAAUUAUCUAUUAUAUUUCUUCAUUUAAUGUCCGCUGUUUUUGGUACCGGUAUUUGGGAUUAUGAAAUGCCUCUUUUUAAUGUCAAGCUGAAGUUUAUAUUAUUGCUUACGACAUUAGCUAUAUCGAUGGUUUUAGCCAAAUCAAAUCUAUCUGUCAUACUUACUGGUGGAAUUGGCAAAAAUGGAUCUUCAGUUGCCGGUACAAGUGUUUUGUCUCCUGCUAUUCCUCUUAUAUUAGUGGUCCUGCCUGGGUAUAUCAUUGCUUGCAAGAGUACCGAAAAUAUUUACGAAACCCAUCCUGUACUUUAUAUAAUGGCAUUUGGUUUAGUUACUGCUAAAAUAACAAAUAAACUUGUGAUUGCUCAUAUGACUAAAAGUCCAAUUGAAUAUGUCGAUUCCACGCUAAUAGGCCCAGCCAUGUUAUUUUUAAAUCAAUAUUUUGAUUCUAUUUUACCAGAAUACUAUGUGCUGUGUGUUUGCAUGGCUUGGACCGUUAUUGAUCUAGCAAUAUACUCAAUAUUUGUUUGCAAAGAAAUAUGUGAUCAUUUACGAGUUUAUUUAUUUUAUAUAACUACUACUACAUCAACUGCAAAAUCUGGUGCAUCUUUUAAAAUUACAGGUACAAAUAGUAAAAAUGGGAGCAACAAUUCAAGUGGUUUGUACCAACAGUUUAAAUAUCCAUCUACAUUUACUAGUUUUAUAUAUCCAUCAAAAACGAAAACAAAAUAAUAGCAUUAAGUUAAU
Messenger RNA from Diuraphis noxia (Russian wheat aphid), 1634 nucleotides. RefSeq names its product choline/ethanolaminephosphotransferase 1 bbc (gene bbc). The record is from RefSeq and is a predicted model, not a curated record. Gene Ontology annotation, molecular function: diacylglycerol cholinephosphotransferase activity; ethanolaminephosphotransferase activity. Lineage: Eukaryota; Metazoa; Arthropoda; Insecta; Hemiptera; Aphididae. Gene Ontology annotation, cellular component: endoplasmic reticulum membrane; Golgi apparatus. Gene Ontology annotation, biological process: phosphatidylethanolamine biosynthetic process.